CUAUGAUUCAUGAUUCAUAACUCAUAACCAACAAUGGAGUUCUCAGCAUCCCACUCUAUACCAUGGCAAUUCCUUCUCCCUUCCCAUCUCCUCUUCCCAUAUGACUUCAUCCCUGAAAACUAUGUUCACUGGACUGAGACCCCUGAUUCUCACAUUUUCUCAGCUGAUAUUCCUGGUGUGAGGAAAGAAGAACUGAGAGUGGAGGUUGAGGACUCAAGGUACCUUAUAAUAAGAACAGAAGCAGUGGAUGAAUUCUCAAGUGAGCCAGCAAGGAAGUUCAGGAGGAAGUUUAGGCUUCCAGGGAGGGUUGAUCUUGAUGCAAUCUCUGCUGGCUAUGAAGAUGGUGUCUUAACCAUCACAGUUCCAAGGUCACUUAGGAGAGGCUUCUACAUUGACCCCAAUGAUGUUCCUCAUACAUUGGAUAAUGUUCUUGCAAGAGCUGCUUAAUUGAUUUAUGAGCUGCUGCCACUAUAGGCUUAAUUAAUUAACUAAUCAAUUCUGUGUUCUUGGGGAGAUUAUUAAUUUAUUAGACAUUGGUUAAUGCCUAAUGACUAUGUUAUGUAACUUUGCAUGAUUAUUUGGGUAUCUUGUUAUUUCUCAA
This is a messenger RNA of Arachis duranensis, 601 nucleotides long. Its product is annotated as 15.4 kDa class V heat shock protein. Bases 34 to 447 code for a protein of 137 amino acids. NCBI's taxonomy places the organism in Eukaryota, Viridiplantae, Streptophyta, Magnoliopsida, Fabales, Fabaceae. The transcript is spliced from 2 exons. Gene Ontology annotation, biological process: protein folding; response to heat; response to salt stress. The record is from RefSeq and is a predicted model, not a curated record.